Molecule: messenger RNA, 2688 nt
Organism: Meriones unguiculatus (Mongolian gerbil)
Lineage: Eukaryota; Metazoa; Chordata; Mammalia; Rodentia; Muridae
Gene: C3H1orf167
Product: chromosome 3 C1orf167 homolog
Exons: 13
Coding region: 1-2688 (895 amino acids)
Source: RefSeq, a predicted model, not a curated record
AUGGAGCCGAGACCUGCCACCAGAUACAAGGAGAACGUACCCCCAAAGCCUGUGGCUGUCCUGAGGCCAGAGCUGAAGAGACCCUGGAGAAACCUGGACAGCAGCCUGGACAGCAGCCUGGGGAGUGGAAGAGACCGGAGGAUGCUCAUGUGCCAGGCCACCACACCCUCCCAAGGCUCCGUGCUUUGCCAGAAGCCCUACCAAGUCCAAAGUAACCUGGCCAGCCCACAACCCCGCCUGGCCCUUGCCCUGAAGGACAGAGCUGGCCGAGUAGGUGACACGGGGCUCUUGCAACAGAGUAACCUACAGCUGCCAGCAGGGAGGUCUCGAAGGAGGACCCGAGAACCCUUUGUACAGCAUAGUAACCUGUGCUUCCGAGGGACCCCUAGCCCCCGCCUGCAGAACAGCUGCCUGCCACCAACUGGCCCGUCCUCCCACCGGAAGCAGACACUCCAGGUCACAGAUACCUCCUGUCUGGACUUGAGACUCUCUGGGGAUUUGGCACAUCUGGAUGGGUGCAUAUAUACUGACCCCAGGCCCUGGGGUAGUUCAGGGAGCUGGGUACCCAGGCUUGUGGGGAAGCCCCUCACCUUGAAGGACCUGUCUAUCCCUGCCCACAGCCAGUUUCAGGCUCCACCCCCUUCCUCCUGCAGCACUGUCCACUGGCUCCUGGAUUCCAUCCAACACCUAGAGCCUGAGGCCACCCGUUCAGGGAGCCAGGCAUCCCAGGAGUACCCGAGUCCUAAACAGAGGGGGGCCCACACCCGUGAUAGCCAGUCAACCCCUGCUCAACCUUGGUCCAGCCACCCCAGGCAGAACAAGGCUCAAAGCAUUGUGACCCCAGAUCCCCAGGCGACUUGGGACUUGACCGAGUUAGCAUCAGCAUCUAACAGCAGAACCUUGGCAGGACUUCAAGGGGGCAGAACUGUCUUCACACUGUCCCUCAUGGAAUAUCAGGAACCUCCAGGGCCAAAGAACCACGGGCCCAUGUCCUAUGCCCCUGGCCGGAAGCUGCUGUCCAAAAGUUUCAGAGCCUGGAGGCACUUGUCACAGAGGCGCCAGGCAGUGGCUAAGGCCACGGCUCUGAGCCACAGGCAGAUGAUUCGAGAGAGGCUCAGAGGACUGCGUUGGAUCUUGUGGCUCCGAGAGGCCCAGCUGGAAGCGGCAUGGGGGCAGCAUGCAAAGGCUCUGCUUGCCUGGAGCUUCCAAGAGUGGAGAUGUGUUGCUUUGCAGCAGAAACAGAAGCAACCUCACAUCCAGGCUGCGCCAAUGUUCCUUGCUUCUAGGAGAAGCCCUUCCUUGGGAGGAAAAGCAGCCACAGACCUUGCCUGGAGAUGCAGAUGCUUUAGGGCCUGGCAACGGUUCAUGCAAAGAGGGGCCCGGUACAGGAGGCAGCUGGCCCACCAAAGAGCGAGGACCUUGAGGACAUGCCUGGGACAAUGGAUGGAGAUGAAGCAGCUCCAGGCCUCAGAUGUGGCAAAGGUGACUCAGCUGGCCCUCUGCCGGCAGAAGGCAGGGAAGGAGGUUCUCAGCAGCUUAGCCCCACGAACUGCCAUGGCCUGUUGUCUUGCGACAGUGGCCCAGGCCCAGCCGCUGCCCAGGGGGCCAGACUGGUGCUCCCUGUGGGAAGCCUGCCGAAAGUUGGGCCUGCACCGUGUCCUGCUGCUCUGGAGGAUGCGACUCUACCAGCACCAGCAAGCCAUCUCCUUCUUUCAGGGCACGCGGAAGCGAGCUCUGCGGGAUAUCCUGAGCCAGUGGCAUUUGAGGGUCUGGGGUCUGGACCCUCUCCCAAGCAGCAUGAAGACCACGUUAGCCCUGGAGCCCUGGGGCAGCAGCCCAGGUGGGGAGGCCCAGCUGGGCUGCAGAACAGGAGGGUCACUGGAGAAGGUGCGGGUGCAGCAGACUCCGGGUGCAGCGAGGCUGUACUGGCGUAGUCUCCAGAGGCGUGUCCUCCUCAGCUGGAGCCACUGGACUGCAGCUCAAGGGGCCUGGAGAGAGCAAGCUGCUCACUGGGCCUGGGCUCUGCACUGCAGGGCUGUGAUGGGCCUAUGGCGGCAGCGGCUGGCACAGUGCCAGGCAGUGCAGAAGAGAGUCCAGGAGCGGGGCCGGGGCCUGGUGCGAACGGCCCUGAGCCGCUGGCUCUCCUGCUGGCAGAGACAGCAGUUCCUCUGCGAGCAGUACCAGAAGUGGGGACAAGUCCACCUCCAGGUCCUGCAGAAGGCCCUGUUCGAGGGAUGGCAGCAGGCGGCAGCUCGACGGAGGUGCCUCCGAAGCUAUUUCCAGGCCUGGCGUGAGUGUGUGAGGGGCACACGAAUGUUCCAGGACCGGCACCAAGCCUUCCCGGAUGGCCUGAGAGGAGACCUGGGGUCUGUGAUUGCUAACUCGCAUGAGGUCUGCAGAGCAGAGACUCUGGCACGGGACCGGCCUGAGGCCUCCGUCCUGGCCUGGAGAAGCUUUCCUCAGCAGAGUGGAGCUGUCAGGCAGCUGAGGAGGGCCCAGGCCCAGCAGGCUUUUGUGGUGCUGCGAGUCACCCUGGGGCUGUGCCGUGAGGCCCGGCAACAGGCAGGAAGGAGAGCUCAAGUCCUGACCCCAGUCCAGGAGGUCCUGUGUUGGAUCCUGUGGACACACGGGGCCUACAUAGGCCAAGCCCACCAAGCUCAUGCUGCCCAGCAGCUGACAGCUCAGUGA